This is a messenger RNA of Phanerochaete carnosa HHB-10118-sp, 1608 nucleotides long. RefSeq lists its product as uncharacterized. Gene Ontology annotation, molecular function: metal ion binding. NCBI's taxonomy places the organism in Eukaryota, Fungi, Basidiomycota, Agaricomycetes, Polyporales, Phanerochaetaceae. The record is from RefSeq and is a predicted model, not a curated record. The transcript is spliced from 3 exons. Bases 28 to 1101 code for a protein of 357 amino acids.
GUGCCAACCUAUCUCUGCUCCCUGACUAUGCCUCCGAAACUUGACCAUGGUCGCAGGGUCACUCGCUUUGUCCACUAUACUACCCAGGACCUCGUUAAGGACAGAGUACGCCGGGAGCUCGGCGAGAAACAGCAUGGAGUGGCCGAGCAAUGGUACCACCAGCUCUGUGCCGCGGUCAAAGGCGACUAUGAGCUCACCACCGUCCCGCCCGACCUCUCGCGCUCACAGCUGUUUGCUCACUCGGGUAUCGUCUUUGACAAGUAUACCGCUUAUAAACUUGAGCCUGUGACCGGCGUGAAGCUGCACCCGCGCGAGGACGGGACGAUCCUCCCUGGAGACCUGCAGUUCUACUCACGCACCCUUCGCGACGACUGGCAGUGCCGGGAGGGUGGUAUCAUGCGCUGUAUGGCCGAGGAACGCGAGUUCUGGAACAUGAUACUCAACUACCACUCAUCCGCGGGGACUACAGGCUACAAACCCUGGGAUCGGCUCUUCGAGAAGUUGAAGAGGAACAACUUCGAUAGAGGCAUGGUUCCGUGUAUGUUCUUCGCCCGGGAGACGGGCUGCCUGUAUCCGCGAUGCCUCUUCCUGCACGACCGCGUGGCCUGUGAGUACGACCGCGAGAGGGUGCUUGCCAAGAGACGCGCCCAGCUCGGCCGCCCCCCACCACGCGAUCUCGCCUUGCUCGAAAAGCGCGCCCUGAAAGACUAUCGUUCACCGAAGGUGGAGGGCGCUGCCUCGGCGAACGAAACACCCGAGACGGACCCGUCCUCCGCGCUUGCCCUACUUGACGAUGAGGAGGACAUGGAUCCCGAAGUGUACGAGAUCUUCGAAGAGUCGUCGAAAGUCCGCAAGAUAUGCAACAAUCCAGAAUGCCUCCGGACGAGAACUCGGGGCAAGUCAAGCCAGGACGUUAAGAUGCUCCGGUGCUCACGGUGCACCGUAGCGAACUACUGUUCGGCUGAGUGCCAGAGAGCAGAUUGGAAAAGACAUAAAGAGAUGCCAUGCAAGCCAUUUGAGGUUCUGCUCGAAGAUGAUGACCUGUGGAACCCCUGGGGCGGUCUCAAGGGCAUGGAACGUUUUCCUGUACAUUAUGGUUAAGCUCGGAGCGGCGGAUCCGGAAGGAUGUGCCCAGACCGUCGCGAAGUGGCACGCCCAACACAACUCCUUCUGUAUAAUUAGCGUUCGGCCUGGGGUAUUCAGUCAUUAUAUGCAUUGUUAUAGUACAGGUAUGAUACCAUCUCACGUACGGAGGUGGGACUCAUACAGACGCGCAGUGUAACAUAUCGUCCCAAGCGUCAACAACAAGAGGUGCCAUGCAAGACAAGGAGACGUGAUGCAGCGUCUGGUAGGUCACAGAAGCAGGGUGAACAUGGGAGAUCGCAUUAAGGCCCGGCCGGCGGAUGCGAUGAAGACUCAACGCACCUCCUUGCUACGGUGUCCUUCCCUGAAGUACUGGACCCGACACCUCUGGCCAUGGCGGUAUCGUUAGCAUUAAGCUUCCCUGUUGGGCUUCCAUGAAAUUCUUCGUCUUCCUCUCUGAGCCUUCCCCUCGAACUGAGAUCAGCAUUUCGUAGCUCGUAUACUCGGGAAGAAAGCUGCUUGACC